Molecule: messenger RNA, 4760 nt
Organism: Pieris napi
Lineage: Eukaryota; Metazoa; Arthropoda; Insecta; Lepidoptera; Pieridae
Gene: Pkcdelta
Product: putative protein kinase C delta type homolog
Exons: 10
Coding region: 593-4582 (1329 amino acids)
Biological process (GO): intracellular signal transduction; peptidyl-serine phosphorylation
Molecular function (GO): ATP binding; diacylglycerol-dependent serine/threonine kinase activity
Source: RefSeq, a predicted model, not a curated record
CUUGAUGCGAAGCCACUAAUAAUACGGAACUCAUUUUACUAUUAGUUAAUUGGUAGGAAAUACAAGAUGUAUUCUUGCACGUGAGGAUAGUAGGCGCAAUAUAAUAUAUAAUAUUGUGAAUAAAAUUUUGCUAAAUUUAUUUAUUGCAUCGAUGCUCCGAUACAAACGUUAGCAGCGCAAAGUUAAAUCACCUAUGUAUGAUAUUCGCUGAUAGUGCUUUAUAAAUCAGUGAUUUCGUUCAAGUAGUAUUCGAGUUUAUUCGUAACAAACAUACAAAAGUACUCGUUUAUCUUUAUAAGGUAAGUAUAGAUAUGUGUAUAUAUAAAAUUAUUUAUUGUAUUUAUUACGUAUAUGUGUCAAAAAAGAUACAAUCGCAGGUUAGGUACCUUAUUGUUGAUGAAUCAUAUUGUGCUGAGAAACAUUUAAAGAGAUAUUAUUGUCUGAAAAAUCUAUUAGUGUCAUAAAAUUCUCAUCCAUCAAUCAGUUGGCAGUGGGCGGAGCACGAAAGUGCGAGCGUCGCCCGCCGCUGCCAGUCUGCGGCGCGCGUUCAUACGGUGAACCGAGCUUCGCGCUCGCUGUUUAAUUUGAUACGAUGCCGCUUUUUUCCGAACAUAUUUCGAAUAUGUAUUACAGUGGAACCUCUUCUUACUCCGGUGUGCCCUACGGCACGGGCUACGGCGGCUCACCUUACGGAACGUCUUACAGUGCGUCCUAUUUGAAUCCCGGAGGCAGUUAUAGUAAUCACUCAUCUUUGGCCCCAUAUACCAGGACGUUAUCGUCGAGGUGGCUCGGUAGAAAUUACUCUCCAAUACUUGGCACUAUUGCGGAAAAAGGUACAACGAGCCCGGUUAGAAUCAAUAGUCCUAGAAGAACCCAAGUUCCAAGAUCAUAUACAUCACACAUAUCUAUUCCAACUAGUUAUUCAUCCCGACCCAUAAAUAUUAACACUGCAGACAUUGAUGUUUCUCGUGACAAAUACCGAAAUAGAUCCAUAGCGAUGCAGUCUAUGAGUACGGGAUCGUCGCGCUGGAGCCCUACGUCGGGAAGAAACAAAGAAUCAUCGCAAAUGUGCGAAAAACCUAAGACAGGCGUGGAUUCGACGACGGGUUCUCAUCCGCAAAGAUCAACAAUAAAACGAGAUCGGCCGGUCGUUAGAUUACACACAAUUAAGAGAAAAGAUAGAGACUCGCCACGUCAGCCCGUUCAAUGUGUUUCUGAAGAAAAGUGUAAAAGUCACAUUGAGCUCAAUAAUACAGAUGAUAGUAAUAAACCAGGACUAAAAUGGAGACAGCGACUUGCUGAUGAUUUGACGUAUAAAAAUAAAAAAGAUAAGAAAACUAUAGGUGAAAUGUUAGUGGAAAAAUUUACUCUAAAAAAUAAGGAUGAUGAAGAUUUAGAAAAUAUAAAAAUUGAAAAUCGCGAUGAAAAUAUAAAAAUUAAAGAUGUUAUGCCUCCGUCAGAAAAUAUUGCAACUAUAGAUAAAAGUAAAUUAACCAAUAGACGCUGUUCUAUGGAACAAUUGGCAGAGCAAGCUUCGUUAUUAGAUUCAUUAAUUAGGAGAGAGAAUUUGAGCACUGCAACUUUAGAUUUAAGUAAAAUUGCCACUGAAACUGGUGAAAAUUGUGAAGAUGUCGUCCAAAGCAAAAGAAAACUCGCUGACCAACCAAAUCCUCUAAAAACAACAAAAUCAGUUCAUUGUUUUAUGUCGAAUCCGGUGACUAAAAGGAAAAGUUUAAGAAAAUCUACUUCGGGGGAUAACAUUCGUAGAUUGGAUCGAAUAUCAGAAUUACCGCAGAUUCGUAAUGAAAACCUAGCCAUCGAUGAAAUAAAAACUUCAUUGAAAACAUAUAAUGUUAAAAAUACAAAAAGUAAACCGAAAAUAAAACAAAAAAUAACCUCUAGUGUAGACAUAUCGACGCCGCCGAGUCCCUUAAAGUUUAUAGUAGAAGAUGUCACAGUAGAAGAAAAACCAUUAAAUAAGAGAAAAGAAGUUGUUUAUAGCAGUUCUAUAGAAGAUAGUAAUACAUUAAAUAAUUUGAAUGAAAUUCAAACUAAAUCAAUUAAAAGUAAACAUCGAAAAAGCGUUAAGAUAAAGCCUAAAAUGUCAACACCAAGUCUAGAAGAAACAGUUUCACCAGAAUCGGAAGAUGUAAACUUUUGGGGAAAACUGGGUAAACGAGAGACAAUUUAUUUAAUUAACAGAAAAAAAGAAAUAGACGAAAACAAUGAGCAAAAUAAGCGAUCAAUGUUAUGGUUUACCGAAGAAGAAGGGGAAUUAGAUAAUAAACAAGUAGCACAAAAGAUGUCACAAUGUUAUGUUAGUACAACAGAACCAGACACUAAAAAUACCAAAAAUACAAAGUUAAAAAAAGUCAAAGAAAAUAAUGAAUCCAUUAAUAUAGAGCAACAACCAUCAAACGCAUCAGUGUGUCACAACAAAAAUCAAUUAAUAAUAAAAGACAAUGAUAUGAUAAUAACGUCAACAAUUAAUAAAAAUCCAAGAGAGCAAGACGUACAAAAAAUCAUCCCUGUAACAAUAGAACCUGAAGACAAGAAUGAAUCCAUUGAAAUUAGUUUAAAAAACAAUGACACAAAGGCUUAUGAUUAUAGUUCAUGUAAUACUAUAUCAAAUGAAUCAAAGGAAUUUAAUUUAAGUACAAAUGGUUCCCUCAAUAAAACAUGUUUAAAAGAAGAUAUUACACAAGAUUUAGUGUCAAGCGCAUUUAAAAGUGAUGGUCCGUUAUGUACUCAUUCGAUAAUCCAUAAAGAAGUUUGUUCUUUAACACAAAACAAAUCUGAAGAAGCCUGUGUUGAUAAAAGUGAUAAUAGUCAGUUAAUUUCAGAUAGGCAUGAGGUCUUAGAGGGUGGUCCUUUCAGUUUUAGUGUAGACAUUCCGAGUGUUGUCAAAAGAGAAUCGGCGAAAUGCGAUAAGGCUAAGGUUGAAGCUGAACUCACAAUGCCAAUAAAGCUGCCGAGCGUCAAGAAACCAAUUUCAGACGUCAACGCCCAUCAACUGUUUGCUAAUAAAAAGCCUGUUAAAAACGUUCCUGCGCCGAAACCACUAAUAGCAACACCUCGGCCACUUCAAAAGAAAGCCCCGCAAGUCCUCUAUUCCUCUACUUCUUCAGAAACAUCUUCAUCGACUGAGUCGUCUGAAGAAGAGGACGAUGAGACGAGUGACAGCUCAACAGACUCUAGUGCGUGUGUAACGCUGUGUAACGCUGACGGCAGAACUUCUACUGGUUCAAAUGAUUCUGGAUUUGAUUCUUCGGCUCCAGGGUCUCCUUCGGCAUUCAGCUUUGUUCGAAAAGAUUGUGAUGUAAACUGCCAUCGGAAAUGCGAAAAGCUGACUGCAAAUCUAUGUGGAGUUAACCAGAGGCUUUUGGUCGAGGCUCUAGCUCUCCGCACUGCGUCUAAGAAAGGUGCCGAGCCCAGUUCGUCAUCCUCGGCCUCCGCACCUCACGGCCACACCCACGACCUGAAGCACCAAGAGCCCGAACAAUCGACGGCGUAUGACCUAUUCAAAAAGACAGGAAAAUUCACUCCUCCGGCGAGAAGCAUCCCCCGCUUUAGGAAGUACACCAUAGACGACUUCCACUUCACCAAGGUUUUAGGAAAGGGUAGCUUUGGAAAGGUGAUGUUGGCGGAGCUGCGAGACACGGAGUACUACUACGCUGUGAAGUGCCUGAAAAAAGACGUGGUGCUGGAGGAUGACGACGUGGAGUGCACUCUUAUCGAGCGGAAGGUGCUAGCGCUCGGCACCAACCACCCUUAUCUUUGCCAUCUCUUCGCCACCUUCCAGACGGACUCUCAUCUGUUCUUCGUGAUGGAGUACCUGAAUGGUGGUGAUCUGAUGUUCCACAUUCAGCAGAGCGGCCGCUUCCCUGAACCCAGGGCUCGAUUCUAUGCCGCCGAAAUUAUUUCGGGACUGAAGUUUUUGCACAAGAGAGGAAUAGUAUACAGGGAUUUGAAAUUAGAUAACAUCCUUCUCGACUUCGAGGGCCACGUGCGAAUAGCGGACUUCGGCAUGUGCAAACUACAGAUAUAUCUGGACAAAACGGCAGACACCUUCUGCGGCACUCCCGAUUAUAUGGCGCCUGAGAUAAUCAAGGGCUUGAAGUACAACCAGACGGUGGACUGGUGGUCUUUCGGCGUGCUGCUGUACGAGAUGCUGAUCGGGCAGAGCCCCUUCAGCGGCUGCGACGAGGACGAGUUGUUUUGGUCCAUCUGCAACGAGCUGCCUUCUUUCCCGCGAUUCCUCUCGGCCGAAGGCCUCGACAUACUCACCCGGCUGCUGGACAAGGACGCCCGCACUCGCCUGGGAGCACCGGAGUGCGAGCACGGAGACGUGCGCGAUCACCCCUUCUUCCGCGAAGUGCCCUGGGACCGUCUCGAGCGCCGCGAUCUUCCCGCGCCGUUCAAGCCCCGCGUGCGUCACCCGCUGGACACGCAGUACUUCGAUCGCGCCUUCACGUGCGAGCGGCCUCGCCUGACGGCCGUCGAGCCCCACGUGCUGCGCUCCAUGGACCAAGGCCCUUUCAAGGGCUUCUCCUACACCAACCCUAACGCCUCCGACCGGUGACCGCACGAGCUCGUCAAUGUUUUGUACUUAACAUUUUAUGAUUUAUUUAUUGUUCAGAAACCGAAAAAUAUGCAUUAGAUAUUAGAAGUAGGUCCUUUAAAAUACUCAUAGGUUAAGUAUUGUAUUAUAAAUAUUUAUAAAACUGUUUAUAAAAAAACAUUAAAAAUGAUGGACAUUA